AUGGCUCAUAUCAAUACGCGCCUUCUCGAUGCUAGUGAAGAACACUUAAAUACACUUAUUCCUUUGCUUGGUUAUGCAACGAAGCGUCUUGUUUCAUUAAAAGAAGCUGUUUUGGAAUUGCGUGAGUUAGUUAAUGAAGUUGACGCUCGCGUUUGGACAGCAACGAAUCGAUGCAGAAAUCCAGCAGACAAACUUACUCAGGAUGAAUCUGCCGCGAUUGUUUUGUAUACAAUCGACUGGGACCCCGAUCAUCCAAGUCUUUAUUCAAUUUUAAAUCGAACACUUCGCCUUGAAGAUCGAAGGAAACUUGUUCCUUGGUUUUCGUAUUUAAAACUAUUCUUAACCGCCCUGUUCAAGUUGCCAUCAAUCCGUUGCACGGUCUGGCGAGGUGUACUUGGUGAUUUACGUUCGCAGUACAAACAGGGCGACAAUGUUACAUGGUGGGCAUUCAGUUCAUGUACGAUUACCAUCAACGUUUUGGAAAGUAGUCAGUAUUUGGGUACAUCAGGUCCACGAACGUUAUUCGCAAUCGACUGCUUGAAUGGAAAAGAUAUUAAACGGCAUUCAUAUUAUGCACAAGAAGAAGAAAUAUUGCUUCUUCCAUGCACCCAUUUUGAAGUCAUUAGCCACUUGAGCAGUAUGGAAAAUUUAUAUAUUAUUCAUUUGCGUGAAGUGCCACCACCAUUUACACUUCUCGAACCGCCAAAUUCCGGGUCAGCAGGUUCUGGCGCUGACAAACCUAGUUACGAACAAUUACAAUCAAAACUGGAACAAGUCAAUAAUGAAAACGAGCGCCUGAAAGUGCAAUGCAAACAACAACAGGCUAACAUCGAUAAACUUGGUACUGAAAAUCAAGUUCUCAAUCAAAUCUGUGCUGACUUCGAAGACGAACUCCAACGUCUCAAACAAGAUAAUCGCCGUCUUAAGCAAGAAUCUCAGCAACACAAUCAAGAGAUUCCACNAUCAUUUCCAUUUGAACGUGCAAUUAUUGAAAAAGAACGUGCAAGUGGAUCAUAUCGUUUAUCAUCUUAUUUUGUUGCUAAAUCAUUAGCUGAAGCACCACUUAAACUUGUUUUACCAACAUUAUUUCUUAUCAUAGCUUAUUGGAUGGCAAAUAUCAAUUCAAACUUUGGAAUUUUUCUUGCUAUUCUUGUUUUUCAAUUACUAUCGAUUCUUGUAGCUGAAUCACUUGGUCUUCUUUUGGGUGCAGCAUUCAAAAAUUUACAACAUGCAAUAACAGUUGCAACUGUACUUCUCAUUGGUUUGAUGUUAGUUGGUGGAUUUUUUGUUCGAAAUUUACCACAUUGGAAUGAUACUGAAAAAGCAUUACGAGAUCGAUUUAAAGAAUUUACAUNGUGGAUUUUUCGUUCGAAAUUUACCACAUUGGUUAGGUGUGGACGAAUUUAUAAAUGUGUUGAUGGAUCAAUUAUUCCUUUAUGUCGAAAUAAUCCUAAUGGUACAUUUGUUAGUAGUGAAGCAAUAGAAUUUUUUGGUGUAGGUAUCAGUAUUGGAUUAAAUUUUUUAGUUCUAUUUGGAAUGUUUGUUGUUUUUCGAACACUUGCAUAUCUUGCAUUACGAUUUAUUAACAAUCACACUGGUCGUACAUAA
This is a messenger RNA of Rotaria sp. Silwood2, 1608 nucleotides long. The record is from the annotation of a GenBank genome assembly. NCBI's taxonomy places the organism in Eukaryota, Metazoa, Rotifera, Eurotatoria, Philodinida, Philodinidae.